AUGGAUGAAUUUUUGGUUUCCAAACACCAGAAAUACUUCCAAUUGUGUUUAAAUUCACUUCCGGCAAAAGCGCAAUCGGAAGACUCGAAUAAGUUAGCAAUUGUGUAUUUCUGUAUACAGGGACUUGACCUUUUGGGGAAACUUCAAUUAACGUUUCAAGAGAAGAAAAUAUAUGCUGAUUUCUUGUUUAAACACAUGAUAAUUGACCCUAAUGAUGAAAUUCAGUCUUUCAGAGCAAGCCAAACUUUCAAAUUGCCUCUGUCCCAGAACAAUUACGACUUGCCUAAUUUAGCGGCUACAUUGUUUGCUCUCUCUAGCUUGCUUGCACUUGAAUCUGAUUUUUCUCAGAACCUUAAUCGCCAUAAGCUAAUGAGGUUUGUUAGUAAGUUGCAAAUUCUUAAUGGCCCAGAAAAGGGCGGAUUCAAGCCGGUAUUGGAUCAAAAGGGUGGGCAAGUCGUGGGAGAGUCUGAUUUAAGACACUGUUAUACCGCACUAUGCGUGCGAAAAAUGCUUAAGUAUGACGAGCUUCCGUUGGAAGAGAGGCUUCAUGACAUAGAUGUAAAAUUGGCCGAGAGGUAUAUUCUUGAUAGAGUAAAUUUCAAUGGUGGGCUCAGUUCGAAUAGAUACACCGAAUCGCAUUCCGGGCUAACCUUCUGCGGUUUGGGGGCAUUGAAGCUACUAAAUUACGAUUUUAAUAGUAACGAAACCUGGGUUGCAAACACCAUACGAUGGCUUGUAAAUAGACAGGUUGACUAUCCUCAAACAAUAGAAGCAUAUAGAGAUGAAGAAUAUGAGUACUGGGAUGAAGAUGACAUAGGAGGGUUCAACGGGAGAGAAAAUAAAUUCGGGGACACUUGCUACUCAUGGUGGGUUACCGCUAGUUUAAAGUUAUUGGGGGACCAAUACUUUGAGUGUAUCAAUUUUGGUGCAGCUGAAAAAUAUUUGUUAAGCAAAUCUCAAAGUAGACUUAUGGGAGGGUUUGGUAAGGACAGUCAAAGUUUCCCCGACCCACUCCAUAGUUACCUUGGCAUUGCAGCACUUACUUUGUGGAAGGGAAGGUCUGGGCUAGAGUAUACAGGAGAGAACAACUUAACAGGAAUUGAUGAGUUGUUGGUGAUUUCUCAAACACUGAGCGAUUUCUUGAAACAAAUGGAGUGGAAGUAG
Messenger RNA from Dujonia railenensis, 1164 nucleotides. NCBI's taxonomy places the organism in Eukaryota, Fungi, Ascomycota, Pichiomycetes, Serinales, Debaryomycetaceae. The record is from the annotation of a GenBank genome assembly.